Molecule: messenger RNA, 1308 nt
Organism: Myxocyprinus asiaticus (Chinese sucker)
Lineage: Eukaryota; Metazoa; Chordata; Actinopteri; Cypriniformes; Catostomidae
Product: PX domain-containing protein 1-like
Exons: 5
Coding region: 135-923 (262 amino acids)
Molecular function (GO): phosphatidylinositol binding
Source: RefSeq, a predicted model, not a curated record
UAUUUUUAUUUUACUCCUUUGUAGAGAAAUACGUGCUUUGGAAGGGGACUAUAGAAAUCUAUGCAAUUUCUUUUUAGCAUAUGUGAAUUUAUUCGUUUAGCCUAGGUGACUAUACCAUAAAAGCAAGUGUUGACAUGGAACGUUUUCCUGAUCGGAGUGCAAAUGACUGUUGGGUGGUUGGACUCGAGCGCUUCGCUCUUGAUCCCGUUGGAGAAGACGAAGGGUUUUUCGAAAUUAGGACUGAAUGGUCUGAAAAAAGCAUAACGUAUGUGCGAAGGCGAUAUCACGAUCUAGUGAAACUUACAAAAAAGUUGAGGAAAUCAUUUAAAGGGGACAGAGAGAGUUUCACUGAAUCACUGAUGCUUGAGGCACUACAGAGGAUAAAAGAAGCAGAAGAAAACAAUGACAUUGAAGCCAGGUUGGAUGAGGUGGAAAAAUUAUUGAGGAAUAUAAUCAAACUGCCACAAAAGUACUCCCAGUCUGAGGCAGUUCUUACAUUUUUCAAGAUUUCUCCUCUUGACUACACUUUGAAAACCAUGUAUGAACCAGUCCAGUCUCUCUACCAGAGUCCUGUCACUGUAGCCGAUGUCAGGAGGGCCAAUGGUUUUUGUUUGGCCAAUACAGAGACUGUUAUUUUUGAUGCAUAUUUACUAGAGGAAGGAGUUGAAUCAUCUUCUGUGCACUCUUCAAAAUACAGCUUUGACAUUGAGGCCCAGAAAUGGACAGGGGAAAAAAAUCUAAAUGGGAUCAGAUGUGACAAGGAAAAUGGGCACAAACCUCGAAUGGGCACCAUGACCCCAGUUCUGACUCCUAGUGCUAAUGAAAGUAAAGAGUCAGACUGUCACCCUAAAAAAUCACAGAUCACCACCAGAAACCUGACCUACCUCCACCUACAAGCCUGCGAGACAGACAUCCUCGAAUGACAUAGUGAGAUGGAUCAAAGAAUUACAGUAUAAGGCCCUGACAUAGGCCUUCUGUCCGACUUUCUAUUCUGAAAGACUGCGAAAAUGUUUUCCAGUUCUGGAAAUGAAAGAACUUUUAAGAAUAUUUUUUUUUAAUACAAAUAAUUCAAUUCUAAAAGAUAAAGAUUUAUUUUAAAAUAUAUAUUUAUAUACAAAUAUUAUUAUAAACUUAAGAAAAAACUUAAGUUAACAAAACUAGCUCUGAUUAAUUGAUCUCUUUUAUUUCUUUUUAACUUGUUACCAAUUUUUGUUUUUCAUUUUCAUAUGCUGGCAUGUCGAAACCAUAUAAAAUGUUUUAUCUGAUGAGGGAUAUCUUGAAACAGCUAAUUUUAAUAAAGUCAAACAA